This is a messenger RNA of Orcinus orca (killer whale), 10026 nucleotides long. RefSeq names its product HEAT repeat containing 5B (gene HEATR5B). The record is from RefSeq and is a predicted model, not a curated record. Lineage: Eukaryota; Metazoa; Chordata; Mammalia; Artiodactyla; Delphinidae. Gene Ontology annotation, cellular component: Golgi apparatus; membrane; endocytic vesicle. The transcript has 36 exons. Bases 127 to 6339 code for a protein of 2070 amino acids. Gene Ontology annotation, biological process: endocytosis; retrograde transport, endosome to Golgi; intracellular protein localization.
UCGCGCUUCCGGCUGGCAGAAGUGUGGGAGGCGGGGCAUCCGGGUCCUUUGGCGGCUUCUUCUAGACGCGGAGCUCAGCUCGUCUACCCUUGCCAGACUAGGAGGUGUGAAAUUAAAACUUCAGUAAUGGAGUUAGCCCACAGUUUAUUGCUGAAUGAAGACGCUUUGGCUCAAAUCACUGAAGCGAAGAGACCAGUUUUUAUCUUUGAAUGGUUGCGAUUUCUUGAUAAAGUCUUGGUUGCUGCCAACAAGACUGAUGUAAAGGAAAAACAGAAAAAACUUGUUGAACAAUUAACUGGAUUAAUAAGUAGUUCACCUGGACCACCUACGCGAAAAUUGUUAGCUAAAAAUCUUGCAGCCCUUUAUAGCAUUGGAGAUACUUUCACUGUUUUUCAAACACUUGAUAAAUGUAAUGACAUUAUCAGAAAUAAAGAUGACACUGCAGCCUACUUACCAACAAAACUGGCUGCAGUGGCUUGUGUUGGAGCAUUUUAUGAAAAAAUGGGGAGAAUGUUAGGCAGUGCAUUUCCAGAAACAGUAAAUAAUCUUUUGAAAUCUCUGAAAAGUGCAGAGUCUCAAGGGCGAAGUGAAAUCUUAAUGAGUCUACAGAAAGUUCUAAAUGGACUGGGUGGUGCAGCAGCUUCCUGUCAUCGUGAUAUUUAUAAGAAUGCCAGGUCUCUCUUAACUGACAGGUCAAUGGCUGUUCGAUGUGCAGUUGCCAAGUGUCUCCUAGAACUACAGAAUGAAGCUGUGUUCAUGUGGACUGCUGAACUGGAAAAUAUAGCCACUCUCUGCUUUAAGGCUUUGGAAAACUCAAACUAUGGGGUACGGGUGGCAGUGUCUAAACUCUUAGGAACAGUCAUGGCUACAGCAUUGAUGCCAAAACAAGCAACAGUAAUGCGCCAGAAUGUGAAGCGAGCAACAUUUGAUGAAGUCUUAGAACUCAUGGCCACAGGAUUUCUACGUGGAGGGUCAGGUUUCUUAAAGAGUGGUGGAGAAAUGUUAAAAGUUGGAGGGUCUGUUAAUCGUGAAGUGAGAGUUGGAGUUACACAGGCAUAUGUUGUUUUUGUAACAACAUUGGGUGGUCAGUGGUUAGAGCGUAGCUUUGCCACAUUCUUGUCUCAUGUACUUGAUCUGGUUUCCCAUCCUCGGGCAACGCAAACACAUGUAGAGGCUGUGUACUCCAGACGGUGUGUCUCCUUUAUCUUGAGAGCUACUGUGGGCAGUUUGCUAGGUGAAAAAGCCCAGAUUGCAGCUGCCAAAGAAAUAUGCCAAGCGAUUGGAAAGCAAAUGAAAGCAGUAGAAGCGGUAGUGAAUGACACUAGUGGUGAAAACAAAUCUGGAGCAGCAGACAUUGCAGCAAGCCAGCAUGUGAUGGUUUGCGCCCUGCAGGAGCUUGGGAGUCUGGUGCAGAGCCUAAAUGCCACUGCAUCCCCUCUUAUUCAGGAAGCAUCUAUAGGCCUUUUGGAGACAGUGACUUCAGUGCUUCUUCACCCAAGCAUGGCAGCUCGACUUGCUGCUGCGUGGUGUCUGCGCUGUGUGGCUGUGGCACUGCCUUUCCAGCUGGCACCAUUUCUAGACAGGUGUGCAGAACGACUCAACAACCUGAAAACUUCACCAGAAGCUGUUAGUGGAUACAGUUUUGCAAUGGCUGCUUUGUUAGGUGGAGUUCAUCAGUGUCCUUUGGGCAUUCCUCAUGCCAAGGGAAAGAUGGUAGUUAGUAUUGCUGAAGAUCUCUUACGAACUGCUGCCCAAAAUAGCAGGCUAUCUUUACAGCGCACCCAAGCUGGAUGGCUCUUACUUGGAGCACUUAUGACUUUAGGACCAUCUGUUGUUCGUUACCAUCUGCCCAAGAUGUUGUUAUUGUGGCGAAAUGUUUUCCCUCGUUCAUUGAAGGAAUUGGAGGCUGAGAAGGCCCGAGGCGAUUCUUUUACCUGGCAGGUAACAUUGGAAGGUCGUGCUGGAGCUUUAUGUGCAAUGAGGAGUUUUGUUGCACAUUGUCCUGAACUCCUAACUGAAGAUGUGAUUAGAAAAUUGAUGACCCCUAUUGAAUGUGCCAUGACUAUGAUGUCACACAUUCCAUCUGUAAUUAAAGCCCACGGAGCUCAUCUGAAAGCUAGUGCUGCAAUGGUCCGUUUAAGACUUUAUGAUAUCUUGGCGUUGUUACCUCCAAAAACUUAUGAAGGCUCUUUCAAUGCACUUCUUAGAGAACUGGUAGCAGAAUUCACUUUGACUGACAACUCAGCCAACACAACUACUUCCCUCCUCAGAUCCCUCUGCCACUAUGAUGAUAGUGUUCUUCUUGGUUCCUGGCUUCAAGAAACUGAUCAUAAAUCAAUUGAAGACCAGCUCCAGCCAAACAGUGCAUCUGGAAGUGGGGCUCUGGAGCAUGAUCCAUCCUCCAUUUAUUUACGAAUACCUGCGGGAGAAGCUGUGCCUGGGCCUCUUCCCCUUGGAGUUUCAGUCAUUGAUGCUUCUGUGGCUCUUUUUGGUGUAGUGUUUCCUCAUGUUUCUUUUAAACACCGAUUACAGAUGUUGGAUCACUUUGCCGAAUGUGUUAAACAAGCCAAAGGUGUUCGCCAGCAGGCUGUGCAGCUUAAUAUUUUUACAGCUGUUCUUAGUGCACUAAAGGGCCUGGCUGAAAACAAAAGUACUUUAGGACCUGAGGAAGUUCGUAAAUCUGCUCUGACACUAGUUAUGGGGGCCCUUGACAACCCAAACCCCAUCUUACGAUGUGCAGCAGGGGAAGCUCUUGGAAGAAUGGCUCAGGUGGUUGGAGAAGCAACUUUCAUUGCUAGAAUGGCCCAAUAUAGCUUUGACAAAUUGAAAUCAGCUCGAGAUGUUGUAUCCAGAACUGGCCAUUCUUUGGCUCUGGGCUGUUUGCAUCGUUAUGUUGGUGGUAUCGGCUCAGGACAACAUCUGAAGACCAGCGUCAGCAUUUUAUUGGCUCUAGCACAGGAUGGGACAUCCUCUGAAGUCCAGACUUGGUCCCUUCAUUCACUUGCUCUGAUAGUGGAUUCCAGUGGCCCAAUGUAUCGUGGAUAUGUGGAGCCAACAUUAUCUCUAGUUCUUACCUUGCUGUUGACAGUUCCACCCUCCCAUACAGAAGUUCAUCAGUGUUUGGGUAGAUGUUUGGGUGCUAUAAUAACUACUGUUGGCCCUGAACUACAAGGGAAUGGAGCAACAAUAUCCACAAUCCGUUCUUCUUGUUUGGUGGGCUGUGCAAUAACCCAGGACCAUUCAGAUUCUCUCGUGCAGGCAGCUGCCAUAUCUUGCCUUCAGCAGCUUCACAUGUUUGCACCACGACAUGUCAAUCUGUCUAGUCUCGUUCCUAGCCUUUGUGUUCACUUAUGUAGUUCCCAUUUGUUACUUCGACGAGCAGCUGUGGCAUGUCUCCGGCAGCUUGCCCAAAGAGAAGCAGCUGAAGUAUGCGAAUAUGCCAUGAGCCUAGCAAAAAAUGCAGGGGACAAAGAGAGCAGUGGUGCUAAUGUCAGUCCUUUUGCAACUGGAGCUAGUUCUCGAAGUGAUGUCCAUUGCCGGCACCAGGGUGUUAAUAUAACAGAAACUGGUCUUGAGGGACUUCUUUUUGGAAUGCUAGACCGGGAGACUGAUAGAAAAUUAUGUUCUGAUAUUCAUGAUACUUUGGGACAUAUGCUGUCAUCACUGGCUGUAGAAAAACUUUCCCAUUGGCUAAUGCUUUGUAAAGAUGUCCUAGCAGCUUCAAGUGAUAUGAGUACUGCAACUCCCUUAAGUAGUGGAAACGAUGAAGAAUUUGAAAAGAAAGAUGAGAUGGAUGAUGAUACUAUGUUUACCACACUAGGAGAAGAAGAUAAAUCAAAGCCCUUUGUGGCACCUCGCUGGGCCACUCGAGUAUUUGCUGCUGAUUGCCUGUGUCGAAUCAUCAAUUUGUGUGAGAAUGCAGACCAGGCUCACUUUGACCUUGCUAUGGCACGUUCUGCUAAACUGCGAAACCCUACAAAUGAUCUCUUGGUACUUCAUCUCUCUGACCUGAUUCGCAUGGCAUUCAUGGCUGCAACCGAUCAUAGUAACCAGCUGCGGAUGGCUGGGCUCCAAGCACUUGAAGACAUUAUCAAGAAGUUUGCAUCUGUGCCUGAGCCAGAAUUUCCAGGUCAUGUGAUUCUGGAGCAGUAUCAAGCCAAUGUGGGAGCUGCUCUAAGACCAGCCUUUUCACAAGAUACUCCAUCAGACAUAAUAGCAAAAGCUUGCCAGGUAUGUAGUACAUGGAUUGGAAGUGGAGUUGUCAGUGAUCUCAAUGAUCUCCGUCGAGUACACAAUCUGCUUGUUUCUUCACUGGACAAAGUUCAGGCCGGAAAAGGAUCUUCCAGCCAACUCUACCGCGAGAGUGCCACAACCAUGGAAAAACUGGCUGUUCUCAAAGCAUGGGCAGAGGUAUAUGUGGUUGCUAUGAAUAUUAAAAAAGAAGCAGAGUCAAAACCAAAAAGAGCAAUUAAAAAUACUGAUGAUGAUGAUGAUGAUUAUAGUACCAUAAAUGAACUACCACCAGACAGUUUAAUAACACUCGUACAACCUGAACUGCCAACACUCAGUCGCCUGUGGUUGGCAGCCUUAAAAGACUAUGCGCUUUUAACUUUACCAGCUGAAUUUGCUAGUCAGCUACCCCCAGAUGGUGGAGCAUUUUAUACUCCUGAGACUAUUGAUACAGCUAGACUUCACUAUCGGAAUUCCUGGGCCCCAAUUCUCCAUGCAGUGGCACUUUGGUUAAAUAGCACAGGAUUUACAUGUUCAGAGUCAGCAGAAGCGGCAGCAAUAGCAGGUUUACAAAAACGUUCUACACCCAUCAAUUUAAACCAAGCAUCAGGAGCAACGCCUAGUGCUAAAUCUUUGCCAGAAAUUAACAAAGACAGAAUGCAUCUGAUUUUAGGCGUGAGUAUACAGUUCCUUUGUUCCCCAAGACCUGAGGAGCCUGUUGAACAUGUUACAGCUUGUCUACAGGCCUUACACACCUUGCUAGAUUCUCCUUAUGCCCGAAUCCAUAUUGCAGAAGAUCAGCUGAUUGGUGUUGAGUUGCUGAGUGUUUUACACCGCCUCCUACUGACCUGGAAUCCACCAUCUGUCCAGCUGCUGGUGACUGGAGUUGUACAACAGAUAGUAAGAGCUGCUCAGGAUUAUUUGCAAGAAAAAAGAAACACACUAAAUGAAGAUGAUAUGGAAAAAGAGUCCUGUCCUGUAUUAGGAGAAGGAGGUGACAGUGGUGGUCUUAUUCCUGGAAAAUCUCUUGUGUUUGCAACUAUGGAGCUGUUGAUGUUCAUUUUAGUGCGGCACAUGCCGCAUCUCAGUACCAAGAUGUCGGACUCUCCAAGUCACGUAGCCACUAAAACUCGACUGUCAGAAGAAAGUGCUCGUUUGGUGGCAGCCACAGUUACCAUACUCUCUGACUUACCGUCCCUUUGUUCACCUGCUGGUUGUAUGACAGUCCUGCCCACGAUUCUGUUUUUAAUUGCAAGAAUAUUGAAAGACACAGCGAUAAAGUCUGCAGAUAACCAGGUUCCUCCACCAGUCAGUGCAGCUCUUCAAGGGAUCAAAAGUAUUGUGACACUUUCAAUGGCCAAAACUGAGGACACUCAGAAACAGUGGACAGCUCUAAUUCGUAGCACUCUGGCAUGCAUCCUAGAAUAUUCUCAACCAGAAGAUUCUAUGCCUAUGCCUGAUGAAGUAAGCAUGCUAACAGCAAUUGCACUCUUCCUGUGGUCUGCUGGCAGUGAAAUAAUAGGAGUCCAGUCACUGCAGAAUGGCUGCAUGAACAGAUUUAAAAACGCGUUAAAUUCAUGUGACCCAUGGGUUCAAGCCAAAUGUUACCAGCUUCUCCUCUCAGUCUUUCAGCAUUCCAAUCGUGCCCUUUCAACCCCCUACAUCCAUUCAUUAGCUCCAAUAGUGGUUGAAAAGCUAAAAGCUGUUGAAAGAAACAGACCAGCCAGUAAUACAGAACUUUUAGCUGUUCAAGAAGGAAUCAAAGUUCUUGAAACAUUGGUUGCUCUUGGGGAAGAACAUAACAGAGUCCAGUUACUUGCUCUUUUAGUUCCCACUUUGAUCUCUUACCUGCUGGAUGAAAAUUCUUUUGCCUCAGCAAGCACAGCUUCCAAAGAUCUUCAUGAGUUUGCACUCCAGAAUUUAAUGCAUAUUGGACCUCUGUAUCCACAUGCUUUCAAGACAGUAAUGGGAGCGGCUCCUGAGCUGAAAGUACGUUUGGAAACUGCUGUUCGAGCAAGCCAAGCCAGCAAAGCUAAAGCAGCUGCCAGGCAGCCGGCCCCAGCCGUGCAUUCUGCACCAACAAUUAAGCUAAAAACAAGUUUCUUUUAAUGUGCUAUUCCACUCGUUUUUGUUUAUUUUGUCAAUUAGCACCUAAUUAUUGAUAGCCACUGUAUCAUUCCAGUCUAUAGGUUCUACUUUAUUUGUAUAUAGGAAUUAUAUGCUUCCAAGUAGGGUAAGUGAAAUAAUGCUCACACUGGUUUCUGAUUUUGAAGGAAUGAUUUUUUUUUUUUAUUAUGUGGUGAAUGUGCUUUCAUUUUUUUCCUAAUAAUGUUUCUCUUUUAUUAAUUUAUUCUUUAAACACUGAGCCAUAGUCUUUUAAAUUAAAUGCAAAAAAAUUGUAUCAUGUAGUUGAGCAGCCUAUUGAUAUUGUCAGGGGGAAAAAUAGGUCAUAUUCUGCAUCUGUUAUAAAAAAAAUUAAUUGAAAAGCAAGCUGAAUUUAAAUUUUGAAGUAACCAAAAUAAUGUGAAGUGUUGGUUUUGCGGUGUAUCUAUUAAGAAUAAAGUUAACAUUUUCUUAGCAUUUCUCAGAAAGUCCUUACCUUUCAGACAGAUCUUUUUACCUUCAUAUUAGAUUACUAAAUUAUACUUGUGUAUAUUUUAGUUAACUAAAUUAAAACUCAUUUAAACAUUCAUUAAAAUGUUUCAAAUGUGGAAUAAUGUUCUGGGUUUUUUUAAUGGCUAAAAUUUGGCCUCACUUAUGCUUUGUAAUUACAGAGACUUGAGUCUGGCUCUGAUGGUUAGUUUCAUUCAUCAAACAUUUAUUGAGUUCCUACUGUGUAUAAGGCAUCAAGCUAAGUGCUGCAGGGCAUACAAAAAUGAAUAUUAUAGUUAUGCCAGACUCUCAUGCAAUGGGAAUUUUACCACAUCAAAUAAAUAAUUGAUGACAUGAAUGUUUGCCACAGUGUUUAGCACACUUUAAACACCUGGUUUUACCACACAGUGUAAUAUAGACUGAACCUUUCUGAACAUUCCAAAGGAAUACCUAUUCAUCAUCUGCUACCUCCUACUUAUUCUCUCUCAUACCCUCACUGAUUGGCAUCUAAUACAGCCUUGCCUUCCUCAUUUAGUCUUUAGAUCUCAGAUAGGUGCGUUCUCACCUAUUUUCUUACUGACUUCUAUUUCUGCAGGGUUUUUUUGUAUUUUACACCUGCUUUUCCAAAGUUAUUCUCCUUGUUUUUAGACUUUUUUUGGUAACACUUAUCGAGAUACAAUUCACAUACCAUACAAUUUGCCCAUUUUAAAUGUAUAAUUCAGUCGUUUUUAGUAUGUUCACAAUGUACUAUAACCAUCACCACAGUCAGCUGUGACCAUUUUCGUUAUCCCAAAAAGAAAUCUGGUACUCUUUAGCUGUCGCCCCACAAGCUCUUUGCUUCCCCCCAGCCUUACACUAUUGCUGAUCUGCUUUCUGUCUCUAUCAAUUCUCUUAUUAUGAACAUUUCAUAUAAAUGAAAUCAUACACUAUGUGGUCCUUUGUGACUGGCUUCUUAACAUUUUUAAGGUUUAUCCAUGUGGUAGCAUACAUCAGUACUGCAUCCCUUUUAAUGGCUGAAUACUAUUCCGUUCUAUUUAUAUUAUAUUUUGUUUAUCCAUUAGUUGAUGGGCGUUUGGGUUGUUUUUACUUUUUGCCUAUUACAAAUAAUGCUGCUGUAAACAGUUGUGUACAAAUGUUUGCAUUACCCUGUAUUUUCUUUUAGCUUGAGUGUAUACCUAGGAGUGGAAUUGCUGGCUCAGUGGGAACUCUGUGUUCAGCUUUUUAAGGAACUGCCAGACUGUUUUCCAAUCUCCUUGUUUCUUGCACUGCACACAUAACCGCUUUUCACUUAUCUAUUUAUAAAGUAUGUUUGUUUCUGCCUUGGCUAUUUUCUGCUGUUCUUCGAACCCAGGCUUUUCCCAUCAUUUCCUACUUCAGGAUAGUCUACAUCAUGCAGUAGCAAUGGUUCUCUCUCUCUCUCUCUCUCUCUCUCUCUCUCUCUCUUUGCCUUCUCUCCCUCUGUCUCUUUCUCCCUUUCCUGUCACCAGUACAUCUUUAUACUUUCUCUAGACUCUUCUGAGCCAUUGACAACUUCUAGUUUUCUAUAAUCAUAUCUAUAAAAGGAAUAUCUGUUUGAAGAAUUAUAUUUAUUAAUUUGUUUCACUGCUCAACUUAUUUCUUUUUUUUUAAGAUGUUUGGGGUAGGAGUUUAUUAAUUAAUUUUUAUUUAUUUUUGCUGUGUUGCAUCUUUUGUUUCUGUGUGAGGGCUUUCUCUAGUUGUGGCAAGUGGGGGCCACUCUUCAUCGCGGUGCGCGGACCUCUCACUAUCGCGGCCUCUCUUGUUGCAGAGCACAGGCUCCGGGCGUGCAGGCUCAGCGGCCAUGGCUCACGGGCCUAGCCGCUCCGCAGCAUGUGGGAUCUUCCCGGACCAGGACACGAACCCGUGUCCCCUGCAUCGGCAGGCGGACUCUCAACCACUGCGCCACCAGGGAAGCCCUAAAAUCAUCUUUAUAUAUUCAAAUCUGAUACCUUGCUGAAAACUCUUCAGUUGCCUUACCAUAAAGACCAAUUCUGUAAAGUACCCUCAAGCCCCUGCAUAAUCUGGCCCCUGCCUACUUCAUCUCAUUUUAUUUCAUCUGAUCCUAUAACCAUAUGCAGUAUACCUACAUGUCAAAUGAAGAUACCUUGGUACUUCCACAUAGGGACAUUGUAAGGUUCAAGUUAAUGCAUAUAAAAUGCAUUGUUUUUAUUGAGUAAAUGCUUAAUAAGUACCAGCUGUAAAAAAUAGCAAUAGCAAUUAUUACUUCCUUUGUGUCAGCUGUAUUGGACUUCUUUCAGCAUGUCAAAUGCACUACAAUAUUUUUUCAUUAGGUGUUUGAAUUUUGCUAAAAAGCUCCAUUUCACCUUAUUCUAGCUUGUUUAUACUCAUCGUUCAUGUUUUAAUCUGGUUACAUUCUCAUAAAAAUGUUGCAGCAUUAAUUUGAUUAUUGCCAUAUACUAAACACUGUAUUAUUUAAAUUAUCUUUUUCUCCUGUAAUGAAAAUGUAUGUAUUGGCUCUUUAAGCUUGAAUACAAUCAGCUCAUGGGUUGUAAUGUUAUACAUUUUGAGUUCGUGUGAAAGUGUAUAUGAGCUGGUUCAAACCACUCCUCUUGUUACUUCAUGUCCUGCAGCUGGGGGGAAAUCUGGGCCAGGAGAUAACAUAGAUAAUGGUAGGAUUUUCCAUCACAGAGGACAACUGGAAGUGCUAAAAUUAACACAUAUUGAACAACAGUAGCAUAUUGAGGGCCUGCAGAGUAGAGGGAGAGAUGCAUCACACGCAGAAUAAGUUAAAUCUUUUUAAAAAAAACCUAAGGACACAUGGUCUUCAAAAAUUAAAACACAAAUGUACUGAACCUCUUUAACCUCAUUCAUUUUUCUUAUUUUUCUAGCACGAUGCUCAGAUUUGUCCCCUACAUCAUGUUUAUAAGAAAAUAACAUAUCACAUUUAAAUUCUUUUGAGAACUGACUUAAUGUAUGUUAAAGGACUGGACUAUCAGAUGGGAGUUUGGGGUGGGAGGUGCUGUCCUGAGCAAUUCAAGCCUAAACGAAGAUAGGGUGUUUCUGCUGAGAAAAGUCUCCACCUGGGAAACGAGUGGUCCCUGUUGCAUAGUUGGCAGGAAUAGCCAGCUUAUAAAAAUGUCCUUCUCUCCCCACCCCCCCCCACAGUUAUUUUUAUGUAAUGAAGAUUACAUUAGUUGUCUGAAAUUCAAUUCCUGCCUUAGAAAU